Messenger RNA from Podarcis lilfordi (Lilford's wall lizard), 7319 nucleotides. NCBI's taxonomy places the organism in Eukaryota, Metazoa, Chordata, Lepidosauria, Squamata, Lacertidae. The record is from the annotation of a GenBank genome assembly.
AGUGCUCCUGAGCUAAAGGGAGCGUGGGUGUCCUUGAGACAGAGGAGUUGCUUUUCGUGAUGGAGGUGACUAGGUAUCAGUUCUCCAGGUCAGCCAACAGUUCUGAGGAAAGGUAAAUAGAUAACCUUGGGGAUGGAGUGAGGCAGGAAGGGGAGAUGGAAAAUCAAGGUGUCAUUCAAUAUUGAUUGGUGGCAGCUAAAAGAUGUGUCUUGCUCAAACUUCAAAAGUCGAAGGUAAUUAAAAUAUGGGGUUUGGAUGUAAUGGGAAAGAUGAUACAUUCUGUCAAAAGAUGCUCCUUAUGGAAGGGAACGGACUGCCACGCCCAUCAUCCAUGAACGUGGGCCAUGCUGGCUGAGGCUGAUGGGAGUGAUCUAGCAGCAACCCUAAAGGAGAGGAACCCAAUUCGCAGCUGUUAUCACAGCUGCGAAUCUUGUGAACCGUGUUUUAUUUGGGAAUCUGAUACAUUCACCAACCAACUGCUUUUGUUUCAGGGUCCUUGCUCACUACAGUGAGGUGUCGUUAUUGCUAGAAGGGCGGUCGGAUUUUCCAGAAGAGCUGAAAGGCACCAAAAAGGGAAUGUUGUACCUCACCCAGUACAAAGUAAGAGGGCUUGAGGCAGGCUGGCCAUAAUAUAACAAGAGAGCUCAUAGCACCUCCCUUGCCGUUGGUAGGUGAACCUCUGACAUCGCCUUGAGCUUGGGAGUCCCAGACCACAGCAUGAAACACCCACCUCAGGCUGCUGGUUUUGGGUGUCAUUGAAGCACAGAACAUUUUAAUUAUGGAUGACUGAAUGAAUAGUUUAUUGUUCUUUGGCCAUGGAGGCCUAUCACAUAAACACCCUCACACUAAUGCACACAUCCCAAAGCACCUGUAAGCAUCAAAAUAAGUGUGCACACAAUAUAUCCCUGCCCAUAUUCUCCUUACACAAAUGGAGAAGGGGCAUUUUUUGCGCUGUGCCACCUUUAGUUCCUUGUAACACUCCUCACUGCUUUUUGAAUGGCUUCUUGAUUGCUUCCCUAGAUGAUCUUCCAGCACAAAGAUAAGGGAUCCACCAUCAUUCGUUUCCCGCUACAGCUCCUAGGAGAUUGUGUCCUAGAGGACGAGCCGGGCUCCAAGCCCCAGCAUAUCAAAGGAACCCUGAGUAUGUAUCACCACCUUGAGUCUAUUGGCUGCUGUGUGUGAUAGUUCUCAAAAUGAGAGAGAACUCCCUUUGAUGGGUUAUUAUAGGAACGGAGGAAGCUGCCGUAUACUGAAUCAGACCAUUGAUCUAUUUAGCUCAGAAUUCUUCAACAUCAUUCAUUGCAGGCCUUAUUGUCUUUGCAAAGGUAGAAUCAUAGCUUUUUACCACUUUGGGAGAAAAAAUGUAUGUUGGCGCAGAUUACAACACAGGUGGCCCUGUGGUCUAAACCACUGAGCCUCUUGGUCUUGCCGAUCAGAAGGUUGGCAGUUCGAAUCUCUGCAAUGGGGUGAGCUCCCUUUGCUGUGUCCCAGCUCCUGCCAACCUAGCAGUUCAAAAGCACGCCAGUGCAAGUAGAUAAAUAGGUACUGCUGUGGCAGGAAGGUAAACGGCAUAUGCGUUUUCUCUGCUUUCCGUCACGGUGUUGCAUUGCACCAGAAGUGGUUUAGUCAUGCUGGCCACAUGACCCAGAAAAGCUGUCAGUGGACAAACGCCGGCUCCCUCGGCCUGAAAGAGAGAUAAGCACCACAACCCCAUAGUCGCCUUUGACUGGACUUAACCAUCCAGGGGUCAUUUACCUUUUACCUUUACAACAUGAGCCCAAUGUCUUACUGUAGCCUUUUCUCCCUAGCAUCCACCCAAGGGGUCCUUGUCUUCAAAUUUACCUUCCAGUACGGAGCGUCUGAUUGCCUAAACACGAUAAAGGGUCUGAUUGAUGCAGGUGAGGAACUAGAUUGAAAGGCCCUUCCUUUGUUGGAUAUCAAAGGCCCACUCCUUCCUCUCUGUCCCAUUUAAAAGGCAGGGGCCACCAACUGGAGAGAGCAUUUGGCCAAAAGGCAGGACAGUUUUAUGUCAGGAUGUGCCUUUAAUUGGGAAUUGGGUCCAUUGCAACAGAGGUGCGGAACCUUUUGCAGCCCGAGCUUUCUUUCAUUGGUUACUCCAGGUGCUACAUUCCAGUGGUGGGUGGGGCAAGAGGGGGAAAGUAGGUGGAGCAAUAGAUGUGACUCUCAGCUUUGUAAAAUAGUCCAAAAUCCAGCCACGCAAAUGUGAGAAACUAUUAUUUGUUAUAUCUGCUUUGAUUUUUUUAAAAAUUGAUUUUAUCCUUGCUUUUUAAAUCAUGGUUCUUUGUGUGUUUGUUUCUGUGUAUUUUAGUCAUGAUUUAUAUAGAAUUGGACUUCUUGUACACUGCUUGGGGAAUUGUUUAGCAAGGAGUUUAUCAAUUUUUCAAAUGAAACAAAGAUGCAUACAAAAUGCAUACAAGUGUUGCAUGUGUGCUUGUGAAUCUAUAUAUCUAUAUCUAUAUCAGACGUGCUUUUCUCUCUCCCGCCUUUUUGUUAAUCUAACAGACAUACUGAGAGAAGGGACGAACCUCCAAGAAUAUCCCACUGCUUCCAUCUAUACCUAUGCCUACCCCUCUGCACCCCGGGCAGCCCGUAAGUGCACCAAUGGUCUCCUUUGGAUAGUGUGUGCAAGUUGGCCUACUAAGGAAGCUCAGACUCCCGGCCUCUUAAUGCGCAGCUGAAAAGCAGAUGGGCUCUCAGCCGACUCUGUUAUCAAAUCCAGUGCUGUGCUACUGCUACUGCUGCUGCUGCUGUUUAACCAGGGCUGGCAAUGGUAGUUUGUUCAGGGCGCUGAGAGUUGCCAGGAGACCCCUGUCCCCCUCACAGAGCGGCAGCUCUUUCCUCCUUUAAUUCAUAUGCUUUGUGUUCCUGAUCCCAGUUUUCAGUAGGUGCCUGUCCUUCUCUCCACAGGUUCUCUCAGCAUGCUGCCACUGUGGCCUCCCCCUUACCCUGGCCCACCAGACCUCCCCCCUCCCUAUUCCGAAGUGGAAGGAACGUCUCCAAGAGGGAGCAGGGGCUCAGGUAAAAUCAGCUGGCCCAGCGCUAGCUCCUGGCAUCCAUGGGCAGUUGCCGGGCAGGGCCCACCAGUCAGGGCUGAAUUAAGACAUUUAAGGCCCUAAGCACUUAAAAGGUUUUGGUGCCCCCAUAUGUAUCUAAUUCAAACUGGUGGAAGGCUGGUUAAUCCAGCCUUCCACCAGUACGAGCGCUUAUGCCAGGCCUUCCUUGUCAGGCUGCUGAAUCUACAAGCCUCCAUUUUAAUUCCCUGCAAAUGCUCCAAUGUUGGCUGCUCCAGGGCAUUGUGGGGAAUUAAAAUGGCAGCUCCCAGACAUCCUUGGAGCACAAGGGCUGCCACACCACCAGUUCCAGGUAAGCCUAAGGAGCUCCACCAGGGGGCACUCUCAACCAAGAGCUGCCUUGUAAAACAGCAUAUCAUAGGUCUGGGCUGGGGAACCUGUGGUCCUCUAGAGGCCACUGGACUCCAGCUACCACCAUCCCUGAUUUCUGGCCAUGCUAGCUAGGGCUGAUGGAGUCUCAACAUCACUUAGAAGGCCCCAGGUUCCUCAUCCCUGUCAACUGUGCUCAUGUCCUUCAACCUUGCCACAUCUUUGGUUCUGGAAAUAUUCUCUGCCAGAGGAAUUGAACAUGAAAUAGUUUAUUAGAACUAUGUAGAACAGGUCUUCUCUCCUUCAGUGACUUUCUCCCUCAGCUUCCAGCCCUGCUGCUUAACCUCCUAAACUAGAUAUAGGAGGUGCCCUUAAAGGUAUACUCACAUUUAUCCUUGCACCUGAAAAUCAUAGUUCUUCACUCAGCACAGUAUAGCAGCAGAGUGACCAAAGAGGCUGCAGACUCCUCUCUGGCAAUUUGAACAUUUGCAUAGUUUGGCCAACCAUGUUGUACAAACCAAGGCUGUGUACCAUACAUCUAAAGCACACCCCCCCAAAGAAUAAUGGGAAUUGUAGUUUAAUCCCAAUUAGAUGCAAUUCUCAGCAUCUUUGAAAAAACUACAGUUCCCAGGAUUCUUUGUUGUGGGGAGGAAAAUGAGUUUUAAAUGAACACAGGUCAAGGUCAGGACUGGUCUGGCUGCUUUGAGCCAUUCUGGGCCUAGAGGGCAGAACAGGAUAUGAAUUCAAUGAAGGAAUGAACUAUUUUUUAAAAAAAUGGUGGAGGGGAGCAUUGGAUGAUGUGGAUAUUUUCUCUCCCUCCCUCCCUACAGAGAUCCAAGGGAGCUGCUGUCAUUGCAGAGGACAGAGGAUCCAGGAUCAUGUUAACAGGCAGGACUGAGGAACAAGUGCAUAAAUGUACUUUUCUUUAAAAUUCUAUCCGGUUUUAACUUUUCAUUUCCUCUUCCAAGAUUUCCUGGUAGGCCAGCGAUUCAGUUGGGCAAGCAACCAAGGGUUUCCUUCAAAGAGCUCUUGUUUAUUCACAGGCCAGAACAGAACUGAACUGAAGGGUUCAGCCAGCCUGCUUAUAUAGAGCUCCACUAGAACAUAACAGUAACCAUUUUCUGUAACUAUCCAAUCACUGAAGUCACUUUCGAUCCCUUAUUUGCAUAUGUGGACCUGAACUAUCUUACAGUAUCCCCCUGCUGGCCCAGGGUGAGAACUUCAGUACAUAACACCUCCGGCUCUGGUGAUAGGUCCUGCUGCUCUGGUUCCUGUGCACUGACCCCCAGCCCCUCGUCAUCCUCCAUCACCCUAUGAGUACUGCAGCGAGGCUCCUCACGGGGUCUCUGCCAUGGGAGCAUAUUCCCAUGUUUUUCCAGCUGGCUCCCGGUGGAGUACAGGGUCAGAUUUAAGGUGUGGGUUUUGACCUUUAAAGCCCUUCACAGCCUAGGACCCUCGUACCUAUGGGACCGCCUUUCCCGGUAUGCCCCACGGAGAGCCUCAAGGUCCAUAAAUAGCAACACCCUAGAGGUCCCGGGCCCUAAGGAAGUUAGAUUAGCCUCAACCAGAGCCAGGGCUUUUUCAACACUGGCUCCGACCUGGUGGAACGCUCUGCCUCAUGAGACCAGGGCCCUGCAGGAUCUGAUUUCUUUUCGCAGGGCCUGUAAGACAGAGUUGUUCCGCCUGGCCUUUGGCUUGGAGCCAAUUUGAUUCCCUCCCCCUCUUUUUUCUUUUUUCCUUUCUCUUCCUGUGAUGAGGCUGCAUUUUAAUGUUUCAAUGUUUCAAUGUUGUAUUUUAAUCUUGUUUUUAAGUUGUAUUCAUUCAACUUGUUUUUAUUAUUGCUUGUUGGCCGCCCUGAGCCUGGCCUUGGCUGGGGAAGGCGGGGUAUAAAUAAAAAUUAUUAUUAUUAUUACACCAACCUCUCCUUCCCCACCCCCAGCUUGCCACAGUGUGUCCAAGCUGGGAUCCUCUUCCUCAUCUUCCUCCUCCCCAUUGUCCUGCCAGUUCAUGACACUUAGGAAGGUUUGCCUUUAAAUGUGAACUGAAUUCAAUUUCUCUCCCCUCCCCCACCCCUAUGUGGUCCAUGUGUGCAGACACAGUAGCAGAUCCGGCAACAAAAUGUUUCUUGUCUCUCACCCAGGGCCAGCGCAGGGUGAGGCCACAACCUCAAAUGUGGAAGCCCCUGAGGUGGUGUUCCUGAGGGCACUCUGCCUGCCUCCACCAUUGAUUUCACGAGAUGUUGCCAAAACCACGUGGCAUUUUGAGGAGCUUGUGAGAUCUCACCCCUCUCGCUUGAAGUGGCGAAACGGGAUGCAGUGCCCCGCUUCCACUGAUAGGGUGACAAGGCGCCACCUUCCUCUACCUUGUGCCUAUGUUUGUUUGUGGAGUUGGCAUUUGCAUCCCCGGCCCAACGCUGGCCAGAAAGUUCAGGUAGUCACAAGGACGCCUGUUCUCGCCAAAAGUUGGCGUCUCCUCUUGCCAAGGUAAAUUUUGCAUUGGACAAUCAUUAUCUAAUCUGAUUGGAGUGCAACACAUUCUGUUCAUACAAACAAUUUCUUAGAAGAAACUAACUGCAAGUUGCCUUAUGGACGGCGAUACCCCAAAAUGUCUAAAACGCUAUGCAUUCCUCACUUCCCCAAUCAGUGUGAAGUUCUAGGGGUGGAAGUACCUGGGUUUGCCUUGGCUUUUGAGGAGAGAUCACUGGAGGCUUGUGUGUUUUGUAAACAAAACAAAUACGUAUUAGAAAAUGUACAAGUGGAGAAGAACUGAAGGCAAGCAACAUAAGCAGGCGUUAGACCCCUUGCUUCACAUCAGAUCUUCCCUGGGAGAGGCACACAACACCCAGCUGAGGCUAGCUGAAAAGGUCUUCGCAGUAGUUUCUCCCAGACUUUGGAAUUCCCUUCCUAGAGAGGCUAGACUGGCUUCUUCCUCUUUGUCCUUCCACCGACAAGUGAAGACUAUUGUAUACCUGCAGGCUUUUGGGAACUGGAAAGGGCUUCAAAUAGUGCUGCACUGUUUUUAAUAUCUGUUUUUCCCCCUAUUGCUUUAAUUUUAUUAUGGUUUAAUUACUCUUUAGCUAUUAUCCUUUUUUUAAAAAAAGCUUUCUGUGUUUUAUUCAUGCUCAUUUUAAUUUUUGUGAGUUUCCUGGAGUCCCAGUUCUGGGAGAAAGUUGGGAUAUAAAAUAAAUAUAAUAAAAAUAACAGGAGUCCAUUAAGGCAAAUGAGGUGCUGCCCCACCAAAAUUUAGCCAGCCCCCACUUCCCUGCCCUCUUACUUACAAGUAAUCAGGGGAGGCUCUGCCUGUCAUUGGCUCUGGCUCCACCCAUUGGUCUCUCUACCUUUUGCCCUACCAAUCCCAAUGGGCACUACAUCCAAGGAUGCUUCCAUCCUUUAGCUCACAGCUCUCUCUCUCUCUGUCUUGCUGUCACAUUGCAGCUGCUUUGUCCAUUACUUCACACAUACACUCCUACCUUCUCUAAACCCCAAUGGCUUUUUUCAUUUAAAGCCUCCCAGACUUAUUUUAUCCUUAUUCUGAGGCUGCUUUUGAGGGCAAAAACCAGUGUGGUGUAGGAAACCAGAGCUCAGAUCCCCAGUCUGCCAUGAAGCUCAAUGGGUGAUCUUGGGCCAGUCACUGUCUCUCAGCCUAGCCUACUUCGCAGGGUUCUUGUGAGGAUAAAUUAAGGAGGAAGAGAACCAGCACGCCGCCUUGAGCUCCUUGGAGGAAAUGUUGGGGUAUCUAUGCAAUCCUUUGCUUGGCAUCCGUCUGUCUCAGGAGACAAUGGUGAAGUCAAACUGUUGGCAGGUUGCAGCGCCUGCUGUGGUCGUAGAGACCGAUGUAGGAGAGACAUGUUUUGUUGCAGCUGGGGCAGACAAAGGCAUCCAGCUGAGCUGCUGCAGAUGAGCGCCCAUACCUUACGCC